GCGGGGAUACUUCCUCCUGCCCCACCCACCUGUUUGUUCUGGGCUGGCAGCCCGCCCAUUUGUCUAAUAGAGGUUACAGCCUCUGGAGAUUACCAUCAAGAUAAGACCUGGCUGUGGUCAAAGGUCUUGGGGUAUCUUCCUCUUCUCUGGGGCACAAGAAGUGUAGGAAACUCCUAGAUCCAGCCUGGAACUCCAGCUCUCACUCCUCCACUGGCAGCGCCCUUCUAUCCACACCAACAUGGCUUUCAUGCCCCCUCCUGGCUAUCAGCCCUACUAUAACCCGACUCUCCCAUACAAUAGAGAGAUCCCAGGGGGGCUGCGCCAAGGAAUGUCCAUCUACAUCCAAGGAGUGGCCAAUGACCACAUGAAGAGGUUCACGGUUAACUUUACGUUGCCGGGGGGCGACAUCGCCUUCCACUUCAACCCGCGGUUCGACGGGUGGGACAAAGUCGUUUUCAACACGAAGCAGGGGGGCAACUGGGGGAAAGAGGAGAAGAAGAAAAGCAUGCCCUUCCGUAAGGGGGAAGCCUUUGAGCUGGUCUUCAUAGUCACCGGCGAGCACUACAAGGUAAUAGUAAAUGGUAGCCCCUUCUAUGAGUAUGGACAUCGGAUCCCUAUACAGAUGGUCACCCAUCUGCAAGUGGACGGAGACCUGCAACUUCAAUCCAUUAACUUCCUUGGAGGUGGCCCCCCUCCCCCAGGCCAGGUUCCUAUGACAAUCCCAGCACACCCAGGUCCAGGACCAGUUUAUAGACAGUCACCCUAUGAAUUACCGACCAUGGAAGGACCACCAGUCUUCAAUCCGCCAGUGCCAUUCUGGGGGCGGAUCCAGGGUGGCCUCACACCCCGAAAAACCAUCGUGAUAAAAGGACUGGUGACCCACCAGGCCAAGAGUAUCACCAUCAACUUCAAGGUGGCCCAAUCAGAGGACGUGGCCCUGCACAUUAACCCCCGACUGUCCGAAGGUGCCGUGGUCCGCAACAGCUACCUGGGUGGCAAGUGGGGGAAAGAGGAGAGGAACGCCACCUUCAAUCCAUUCACUCGGGGCCAGUACUUUGAUCUGUCCAUCCGCUGUGGUCACGACCGCUUCAAAGUCUUUGCCAAUGGCCAGCACGUCUUCGAUUACCCCCACCGAUUCCCUGCCAUCCAAAGGGUGGACACGGUGGAAAUCAAGGGAGACUUGUCCUUGUCCUAUGUGCAGAUCUGAACCUGCGGCAAGGUGACGGCCCAGCCCAGACAGACUGGGCUCUCAGUGUAUGCUGGUCCUUGUGUUUGGGAGAGCAUUGGUCAUUUUUCCUUCCA
Messenger RNA from Vombatus ursinus (common wombat), 1302 nucleotides. RefSeq names its product galectin 4 (gene LGALS4). Gene Ontology annotation, molecular function: carbohydrate binding. The coding region runs from base 239 to 1207 and encodes 322 amino acids. The record is from RefSeq and is a predicted model, not a curated record. NCBI's taxonomy places the organism in Eukaryota, Metazoa, Chordata, Mammalia, Diprotodontia, Vombatidae. The transcript is spliced from 11 exons.